Trypanosoma theileri is the source of this 930-nucleotide messenger RNA. RefSeq lists its product as uncharacterized. Lineage: Eukaryota; Euglenozoa; Kinetoplastea; Trypanosomatida; Trypanosomatidae. The transcript has a single exon. The record is from RefSeq and is a predicted model, not a curated record. The coding region runs from base 1 to 930 and encodes 309 amino acids.
AUGGCAUCGGUGCCACCUCCUCCAUCAGCUGUAGUUCCUCCUCCUCCUCCACCUGCAAGCGUACCGAAGCCAACAGGAUCCUCACAUGUGACAACAAGCAGUAGUUAUCAACCACCGCUUUCAUCAGUUCCUCCUCCUCCGCCUGCAAGCGUGCCGAAGCCAACAGGAUCCUCACAUGUGACAACAAGCAGUAGUUAUCAACCACCGCUUUCAUCAGUUCCUCCUCCUCCGCCUGCAAGCGUGCCGAAGCCAACAGGAUCCUCACAUGUGACAACAAGCAGUAGUUAUCAACCACCGCUUUCAUCAGUUCCUCCUCCUCCGCCUGCAAGCGUGCCGAAGCCAACAGGAUCCUCACAUGUGACAACAAGCAGUAGUUAUCAACCACCGCUUUCAUCAGUUCCUCCUCCUCCGCCUGCAAGCGUGCCGAAGCCAACAGGAUCCUCACAAGUGAUAACUAACAGCUAUUAUCAACCAUCACUUUCAUUGGUUCCUCUUUCGGCUACUGAAGUGGUGUCAUCAAAAGAUUCUGCGCCAACAGCGAUUCCCAUGGUACCAGCUCUCCUAACAGCACCCACAGCAGCAAUGACGACUUCAUGGAUUACACCUCAACUACCGUUGGUUAAUGCUCUACCCACAUAUAUACCUGUAGUGCCUUCUGUAGUUAAUUAUAAUGAAAAGAUAGAGCAUGUUGUGGUGCCAGCUGUUCGUGGGGUGUCCUCUCCAAGCGUGAAAAAGGGUUGGGAACGACGUAAAGGGGAGCAUCAUGCGAGGCCAUCUAUGCAAUCGUUCAAGAAUCAAUACUUGUGGAAACCGGCUCCAUCAGCUGAGAUAACUAAGGAUGAAUCAUGGCGCGGGGUGUAUUGGGAGCAUUUGGAUGUACACCGGUAUAUCGCAAGGCGCUACCGCGGGAUCCCGCCACCUAUAGAGUAG